GUAGGAGUCAAUACGUCUCAGGUGGUAGUGGCCAUUAAGGUGAACAAUAACAACACUAGACGAUGAAUUUUACUACCUGAACUUAACUCAGUAAUAUACACUUGACGGCGCUUCAUUUCUGGCCUUAGUAUCCAUCACAGCCAUGGGAGCAGAAAGUAGCAAGAAUAUGCGUAAGGAAUAUUUUUCUGGUGAAGAGCGUCAGCGUAUUUUACAUACUAUACAGAAACUUUCCAAAGGAGGUGAUGUGGUUGCUGUUGCUUCAUUAGAGAAACAUAUCACCAAUCACUUGAAUGCAGAAAUGGCAACAAAAUUUGUAGGACUUCUGCUGAAAGGCAAGAACACUUCAACUUUACCAAGUUCAAUGAUACUGGACAAUUUGGGACCUCUUCUCAAAGGCACAAUGGAUGAACAUAUUUUCCUAACACUUACGUUAGCUGGUGGAGGCCAAGAAGGCAUUGAGUAUGAUCGUAUAAUUAAGUAUACAGAAGUAAUUGUGUGUGCAUACCUACGCAUCAUAACAAGCCAGUCGGGAUACAAAGGAUGGAAGUCUUCAGAAAGUACCGUGCAACAAGUAUCACAAGCCCUACUUCAUGACUUGUUGUAUGCUGGUGGAAGUCAUAAGGAGGUAUGGGGUAAGCCUCCGCCCAGGGUACGGUUUUCAUAUGAUGAUUUUGAAAAAUGGUGCUUGGGCCAUUCCAUUUUUACCACAUUGGAGACAGAGGUUUUCAAGCAUUGUUUUGCCUUCUCUCCCACUGACUAUACUGCACUCAUGCCUCUGCCCACUCAUCUUCCAAAGGUAAACACUGUAUACUGAGCUUAUAAUUAUUUUUUA
Cherax quadricarinatus is the source of this 832-nucleotide messenger RNA. NCBI's taxonomy places the organism in Eukaryota, Metazoa, Arthropoda, Malacostraca, Decapoda, Parastacidae. The record is from RefSeq and is a predicted model, not a curated record.